UCAUUUACUGAUGAUAAAGAUGUUAGCAUAACAUUGGAAUCACCAUUACAUGCUAUGAUUUUAGGUGAAUCACCUGAUUAUGGAAUUUGUAAUGCCACGACAAAAUCUGGUCAAUCAUGUUUUCAUGUUAUUAACAAAAGUAUUUGUCGCUUUUGUGAUUUUCACGUGAAGAAAGCUUAUAUAGAAGCAAGUUCAUCCCGUCCAGGAUUUGUGAGUGCAAGUUUACCAGGAUUCGGUGGACAGUCACGAAGGUCACGCUAUUCUGGUGACCGUCCUCCAGUUACACCUGAACCAGGUGUAUUCACACUUCCCAUCAAUACAAGUUUUAUGGUCAAUAACUGCUACAAACCUGUUGUAUCUUCACCUAAAGUGAAUCUGAGUGUAACCAAAUUAAAAGCGGCUGGUUAUCAAGUAGAUAUAUCUAGUGGAUUAGGUAAAAAUCCGGAAACGACUAAAACACCACAAGUAUCAUCCACAUCAUUGCAAUCCUCUUCGUCAGUGGAUAAUAAUAAAAAAAACGACAGUUUCUCUGACAAGAGUAUGUCAAUAAUUCCAGCGAAUGUUUCUUCAGUUGUUGAUAGUCAAAGUAGCAAAAAAGUAGUUAAAGAAAACUCAGAGAAUACCAUUUCAAAUAAUAAUGAUCAAGUAAAAAUUGAACUUAAUGAAGCAGAAAACAAACUUGUAUCUGUAUUACGUCGACCAUCUGCGGGUUCUUUAAAUUUAUUAAGACAUUUAGAACAAGAAAAUGAAAAUGAUACUGUCACUGUUUCAUUAUCCAAGACUGCUGCUAAACAAUCUGUAAAUAACUCAAAUUCGAAAAUAUCUCUAAGCAGUCGUCAGGAAUUUUGUUCACGUCCGAAUUCACCAUCACCUGUGACAUUUACUGAAUUUUUCUCAAAUAUUAAUGAAAAACGUAAGCAUUCAGUGUCAAUACCACCUGCUACUGCUGUCAAGCCAAGUUUGAAUAACAAAUCGGAACAAUUUAUUGAUUUAGGUCCUUUACCGUUGGCAACUAGUUCUCAGGCAGGAUUGUCACGAUCUAUGCCAUCAUCAUUCAUAACAGAUGCAGCACGUUUGCGUGCUACCGCUUUGGUUAAUUCACAAGGAGGUGUAAAUAAAAUGAUUGAAAAAGAAUCCUUGAAACGGAAAGUAAAUCUUUUAAACACGUCAUCUUGUUCAAAAGCUUCGCCUUUAUCUGAAAUUCUCGAUAAUAAUCCUUCAAAACGUGCAAAGCUCACUUCAUCAUCAUCAUCUUUAUCAGAUUUAACAACCAAUCAACAACAAUCAAAAAGUGUCUUGAAUCAUGACAUGAACCAAAAACUAUUGAAAAAAAAUCGUGCAAAAAAGUUAGCUGAAUUAGCUAAACAAAUUAAUCAAGGUUCAGCGCAUAAAAAUUUAGUUGAUGCACUUGAAAAUCAAACUGAACAAAUUCGAUUGAAUAGUUUAGAAAAACGUGAUGAAUUUGAACAGAAACUUGUAAAUCAAGAUAAAGAAGCAUGUACAUAUGUGAUAUGUGAGACGUGUAAAUAUCGUGCAUUUAAAACAGCCCCGAACUGUCAUGCCAAUAAUCAUCAACUUAAAUACCUGAAAGGCUUUAAAUAUUAUUUUUCUUGUCGUCAGUGUUCAAAACGAACUGUAUCGUUGGAUCGUUAUCCUACAAAACCAUGCAAUUAUUGUGGUGAAUCUUUGUUUGAAAAAACUGGAAUAAUGAAGGAACGCAAAGGUGCACUUCUGCCUCAUGAACAGCUUUUACCUCGUGGUAUUGAAGAAAAAUUUCUUAACUAAUUUUCGCAUACUAUUUAUCACUACUAUAGAAAGUAUAUAUGUAACACGUCCCACAAAUGUUGUAUUUAUGUAACUAAAUUAAUAUUUUUUUUGAUAAUACUAGAUGUGAUUCUAAAAUUAUUUUCAUCCUAUAUGAGAGAUAUCUAAUUAUUUUUUGUAAUCCCUCUAUUUUUAUAUAUUUUAGUUUUUAUC
Molecule: messenger RNA, 1977 nt
Organism: Schistosoma turkestanicum
Lineage: Eukaryota; Metazoa; Platyhelminthes; Trematoda; Strigeidida; Schistosomatidae
Source: the annotation of a GenBank genome assembly